Acipenser ruthenus (sterlet) is the source of this 2976-nucleotide messenger RNA. RefSeq names its product protein-arginine deiminase type-2-like. The record is from RefSeq and is a predicted model, not a curated record. NCBI's taxonomy places the organism in Eukaryota, Metazoa, Chordata, Actinopteri, Acipenseriformes, Acipenseridae. Bases 169 to 2142 code for a protein of 657 amino acids. The transcript has 16 exons. Gene Ontology annotation, molecular function: protein-arginine deiminase activity; calcium ion binding. Gene Ontology annotation, cellular component: cytoplasm.
CGGGAAGGGUAGUAGUGUUUUUCUGGGCUUAUAUUACCUGAGUUGCUUGAGAUAGAAGCAUUCGCUUGGUGAGACAAGGAAGGAAGGAAGAAAGCGAAGCGUUAGAGUUUAUAUACAAAACCGCUGUGUGAAAGUAAAUUGUUAUAUCAAUACAAAAUAACUUGCAACAUGUUCCAGCAACGGACGGUGCGUUUGGAAUGUGGAAAGGCGACUCAUGUCUUGCAUGUUUUGGGGACGCAGCUGAACGUGAAGUUGUACAGAUGCGCCCCACCUGGUAGCCAGUUCUUCCAAGUCAAGUGCACCAAUGCUGUACAGUACCAGAUUUCACCCAAGGUCUCCAGCACAUCCAAUAACAUGCUGCCAUUGGAGAAGUCAUUGUCUCUAUCCAUUACAAUGAUGGCUCCUAGUAAGGAGGCCAGUGACAACAAGGUUGCGGUUUCGUAUUUUGGAGACAACCUGGAAGAGCUAGGGAAAGCCAUCCUUCAUCUCUCUUCAGUGGAACUCUCCCUGGAUGUUGAUGCAGACCGUGAUGGUGUGGUUGAAAAGAACAACCCACACAAGGGGUCGUGGAAGUGGGGUCCCAGUGGGCAUGGGGCUAUCGUUCUCGUCAACUGUGACAUGGAGUCACUGGUGGGCACUAAGCGAGACUGUGACGAUGACUCGCUCAGCAGGCUGUCAGAUCUGAAGGACAUGUCCCGCAUGGUGCUGCGGACUAACGGCCCAGGCCAACUGCCCCCAGGGUAUAAACUGGUGCUGCACAUCUCCUUGAGCGAUGCAGACAAGAUUGGGGUUUUUCAGAGAGUCAAAAGUGUGCUUAACAAAAGCUACCCAGUGGUGUUGGGCCGCAAGACCCUGUCUUAUGUGGUGAAGUACGAGGGGGGCACAGCAGAGACAGAGUUCUUUGUGGAGGGGCGCAAGUUUCUGGAUGAGAACUUUGAGGGGCUGGUGACCAUCUAUCUCAGCCUGCUGGAGCCUUCAACCAAGGGGUUCCCUGAGACGCCCAUCUUUACGGAUAAGGUGGUUUUCCACAUGGCCCCCUGGAUUAUGACUCCCAACACCUUGAGACCAUUGCAGGUGUUUGUGUGCAGCACCACGGAUAACUACAGCUUCUUGAAGGACAUGAAGGAGCUGGUAAAACAAAGUGGCUGCAAGCUGAAGGUUUGCCAUGAGUAUAUGAAUCGUGGGGACCGCUGGAUGCAGGAUGAGCUGGAGUUUGGUUACGUUGAAGCUCCUCACCAGUGCUUCCCUGUGGUGUUGGACUCCCCUCGUGAUGGUGACCUGAAAGACUUCCCCUACAAUGAGCUGCUGGGUCCGGAUUUCGGCUACGUGACUCGAGUCGCUCUCAAUGAAAAAGUGACCAGUCUGGACUCUUUUGGGAACCUGGAGGUGAGUCCCCCAGUCACUGUGAACGGGAAGGAGUACCCGCUGGGCAGGAUCAUCAUCGGCUGUGCCUUCCCCACCACGGUUAAAGGUCGGAAUAUGACUAAAGUUGUGCAGGAUUUCCUCUGGGCUCAGAAAGUUCAGGCUCCCAUUGCAGUCUUCUCUGAUUGGCUCUCCGUUGGUCAUGUGGACGAGUUCAUGACCUUCGUUCCUGCACCUAACAGAAAGGGUUUCCGGCUGCUCCUGGCCAGUCCAGAUGCGGGGUUGGAGUUUUUCCGAGGGCUGCAGAAGAAGGGUCAUGGCAAAGCUAAAAUGUUUGAGGGGUUGAAAGAUGAAGAGGUUACAGUGGACCAGAUUCUGUCAAGCAAACAGUUUCAGCAGGAGAACGCCUUUGUCCAGAACUGCAUUGACUGGAACCGGGAUGUCCUAAAGAAAGAGCUGGGUCUGGAGGAAGAAGACAUUAUCGACCUCCCCAUCCUGUUCAGCCUCAGGCCGGACAAGCGGGCAGUCGCCUACUACCCUGACAUGGUGAACAUGAUCGUGCUGGGGAAGAAUCUGGGGAUCCCCAAGCCGUACGGACCAAAGAUCGAAGGGGUGUGUGCUCUGGAGAAGGAGGUGUGCUCCCUGCUAGGAGGCCUGGGUCUCAAUUUCUUCUUCAUCGAUGACUUCGCCUCCUACCACAAGCUGGAGGGGGAGGUGCACUGCGGCUCCAAUGUGCAACGGGACCCAUUCAGCUACAAGUGGUGGAACAUGGCCCUGUGAGGGCGGCACGAUGGGAGCCACUGCCCUCCUCCAAGACGCCAAUGCAGCUCCAGCAUCCGCUACCUUGUCCUCCCAGUCAUGCCUCUGCAUGGAAGGAUCAGUCAACGGUUUUUGAUUUUAUCCAGAUACAUUACCCAGGGUGUAGUACAGAGCGGUCUAGAUAGACUUUGCCCAUAAGGACUGAUCCAGAAUCGGACUGCACAGCUAUGCUAUCUACACCCACUGAAAUUUGAUGACCCAGGGAAGCCAGUACAGGACUAUUUUGUCAACUUUAUUUUUUAAGGGUUUAAAUUUAGUAUUUGUCAGAUAUAGUUGUGAAGAAGUGAUGGAAUUGCACUUUAAAAAUAAUAAUAAUAAAUACUAUUUAUUACACCUGGGUAAUGAAAAGCAGAUACUGGAAUCCUUCAAAAAGUUGGAAAACCAUUACAAAAGCAAGGGAGCUACUAAUGACCUUGUUGAUUCUUUUUAAGUUAUUUUAGGAAUUUGGCGUGAGGAAAGUGGAUUGCCAUCAGUAGUUUUGUUUGUAAUGUGUAAUCUAAUCACCUUGAUCUACCAACUCACCACUAAUUGGAGUUUUUUUUUUAUUUUUAUAUAUUUGGAGAAUUUUUUGGUACUCUAAGAUGGGGGACAAAGGCACAGUUUACAGAAGCUUUUAAACUCUCAGACCUGCAAGCAAGUGGAUGCAUCUCAAAUCUGUUCUGAACACUGUGCCUCUAUCGGGUAUUAGUUAGGGUGUUUAGACUAAUGUCUAAUUUUAGAGAAAAAAAAACUAACAUUUGGGUCAAAGUUUCAAUGUUUUUUUUUAAAGCAAUUAAACUGGCUGAUUAAAAAUUC